This is a messenger RNA of Gongylonema pulchrum, 297 nucleotides long. NCBI's taxonomy places the organism in Eukaryota, Metazoa, Nematoda, Chromadorea, Rhabditida, Gongylonematidae. The record is from the annotation of a GenBank genome assembly.
AUGUUAAAUUUGUUCUGGCUUCUCAUGGUGCUUGAAUUCGUCUCACUAUUCAGAUGCUUUCAGAAAGAAAAAGAAUGCAGAAAACUGGAGGACAGGAUCGGUUUGCUGGAAACGGUAUUGAGCCAGAGAGAAAAUAUUAUAGCUGAUUAUAGAGGAAAAAUUGACCAUUUGAAUAAACGAAUUGUGGAGUUGGAGACGACUUUGUCGACGGCUUCCAAAACGGAAGACGACCUGAAGCAAAAACUUGCAGAAAAGAAGGAGAAUGAAAAUUUGCUGAUGCAGAAGGUGCGCUAUUAA